GGAGGCGGAGGCAGAGAGUAGCAACCGACUGACAUAGCACCUACGACGGACCGCCAGCUCUACGUGCUCAACUACGUGUAUCACAGGACGCACAUUGGAUCCAGAUCCAGUCCUUUCCCCGACACGUCGCAACACAGCCAACUCUCUACACGAAUCCGUAUUCUUGCGUUCAGUUAGCCUAAGUAUCAACAACCAUUGUAUUUAAAAGUCACGUCUUAUCUCAUCAAUAUAUUUAUAACUAAGUAAUUUUGGUGUUUCUUCAUCAUUGUGUGCGUCUGCAAGCGUUAUGACCCGGCACCUCAAGCUGAAGCCAAGUUUCACCGUUUCGGCAACACCAGGCAUAACCAAGGAUAUAACAUACAAUCCAACCACUGAGAAGAAUACAAUAGAGGCGGAUUUGCAAACAAGAAUGUUAAGAGCCACACGUGAAAGUAAGCCAUCGCAGAUCUCCUCAUCUGCACAAUCCACUAUAGAGACGAUGGGCAUUGACAACGAAACAACCAUGUUCUCAACUGUGCAGGAACAAUGGACGUUGCAAAAAGGCAAUGACAAAAAAACAACUAUGUUCUCAAUUCAAACAGUCACAGCAGAAACACCAUGCUCUGCUAAUUGUGGUGAUAUUUGCUCGUUAUAUAAUAUACCAUUAUGUCCAUGUACCGGAGCGAGAUGUGGUUACUUAUUAAUUGGGUGUUUUACUGACACAUAUGCACGUGCUAUCCCUACCCUUGAAGGUACUGAUUCACGACUCGAUGGAUACUACAAAACACGCAUAAAUCCUAUUGAGAAAUGUGCUUCCGUAGCUAUAGAUCAUGGUUACGGAAUGUUUGCGGUUCAGAAUGGAGGAUGGAAGCCUGGCGUCUUCCGCAUUAAACAAUAUUGGCCCUUGGAGUGCACCAACGGCGUUUUUAUUCCAUCCGUCGUCAUUACGGAUUGCAGAAUUGUCUCACGUGAAAAAUAUUCAUUUAUGCACAAUGGUUUCACCGUUUCGACGACACCAGACAUAAUAAAGGAUAUAACAUUCAAUCCAACCACUGAGAAGAAUACAAUAGAGGCAGAUUUGCAAACAACAAUGUUAAAAACGACACGUGAAAGAAAGCCAUCGCACAUCUCAUCAUCUGCACAAUUCACUAUAGAGACAACGGGCAAUGGCAACGAUAGAGCCAUGUUCUCAACUAUGCAGAAACAAUGGACGUUGCAAACAGGCAAUGACAACAAAACAACUAUGUUCUCAAUUCAAACAGUCACAGCAGAAACACCAUGUCCUGCUAAUUGUGGUGAUGUUUGCUCGCUUUAUAAUGUACCAUUAUGUCCAUGUACCGGGGUGACAUGUGAUUACUUUUUAAUUGGGUGUUUUACUGACACAUAUGCACGUGCUAUCCCCACCCUUGAAGGUACUGAUGCACGACUCGAUGGAUACUACAAAACACGCAUAAACCCUAUUGAGAAAUGUGCUGCCGUAGCUCUAGAUAAUGGUUACGGAAUGACUGAGCGUGAGAAGAAACAGAGAGAGCGUGAGGAGAGGGAUGAACGAGCAGCCAAAAGUGAGGCUGAACGUGAGGCUGAAAGGUUGAGACGUGAGGAAAGGGACAGAGAGCGUGAGGAUGAACGUGAAGUUGAAAGCUUGAAAAUUGAAGCAAUAGAGAACGAGACAGUGAAGAAAAAGAGAAAAUAA
This is a messenger RNA of Saccoglossus kowalevskii, 1672 nucleotides long. RefSeq lists its product as uncharacterized. The record is from RefSeq and is a predicted model, not a curated record. NCBI's taxonomy places the organism in Eukaryota, Metazoa, Hemichordata, Enteropneusta, Harrimaniidae.